Arabidopsis thaliana (thale cress) is the source of this 852-nucleotide messenger RNA. RefSeq names its product DUF241 domain protein, putative (DUF241). The record is from RefSeq and is marked reviewed. The transcript has a single exon. The coding region runs from base 1 to 852 and encodes 283 amino acids. Gene Ontology annotation, biological process: shoot system development; root development. Lineage: Eukaryota; Viridiplantae; Streptophyta; Magnoliopsida; Brassicales; Brassicaceae.
AUGGCGAAUAUGAUCAUUAAGAAACAGUUAAGAUCUAUAAGUUUACCUUCUAGAUCACAACCAAGCACAAGUGGGCUCGAAGAAUCUCUUAAUAAGAUUAAAACAAUUAACACCACGACGGGUUCAUCCGAGUCGAUCUUGAUGGGCUUGGCUGGUUUGGAGGAGCUCUACAUUUUUCUGGAGGAGUUUCUGAAAAUGGGUUCAAAGCAACGGGUUAUGUCCUCUGGUGGGUCGGAAUUCAUGGAGGAAAUGCUUGAUGGUUCGUUGAGGCUGAUGGAUAUCUGCAGCGUCUCAAGGGAUCUAAUGGUGGAGACUCACGAGCAUGUUCGUGGCGUUCAGUCAUAUGUUAGAAGAAAGAAAGUAUCUGGUGGAGGAGGAGGAGAUAAAAUCGAUGUCGCUGUCUCCGACUAUGUCGGAUUUAGGAAGAACAUGAGAAAAGAAGCCAAGAAGCUUCUAGGAUCCUUGAAGAAAGUCGAUGGAGGGACUCGUUCAUGUGAUAAUGAUCAUGAAGAUGAACAACUUGUGGCGGUUAUAGAUAGGGUGAGACGAGUGGUAUCGGUAAGUGUCGUCGUAUUGAAGUCGUUCUUGGAAUUAUUGUCCAGACGAAAAAGUAACAUAAAGAGCAAGUUGGCGUCGGUACUAAAGAUGAAGAAGGAUAACCAUGCGCCAGCCAAGAACGUGUUGGAGACAUUAGAUUCCGCGAUUUUCGGAGAUUUUUUAUCUCAUGAUGAUCUUCAAAAUGAGCUUGAAGAGGUUGAGAUGUGCAUUGGUGGGUUCGAGAGAAAUCUAGAAGGGUUGUUUCGAAGGUUGAUAAGAACACGAGCCUCGAUUCUCAACAUAAUCUCCCAUUAG